This is a messenger RNA of Mesocricetus auratus (golden hamster), 1598 nucleotides long. RefSeq names its product H-2 class I histocompatibility antigen, Q10 alpha chain-like. Gene Ontology annotation, cellular component: external side of plasma membrane. The record is from RefSeq and is a predicted model, not a curated record. Gene Ontology annotation, biological process: immune response; antigen processing and presentation of endogenous peptide antigen via MHC class I via ER pathway, TAP-independent; positive regulation of T cell mediated cytotoxicity. The coding region runs from base 157 to 1248 and encodes 363 amino acids. NCBI's taxonomy places the organism in Eukaryota, Metazoa, Chordata, Mammalia, Rodentia, Cricetidae. The transcript has 8 exons. Gene Ontology annotation, molecular function: peptide antigen binding; signaling receptor binding.
GGUCUUUCUGCUACGAUAGUGAUUAUAACUCUGCAGUUCUCAUCCACAUUGGGUGUGGAGAUCCCGGAGAUUGAACCAGCAUCACCGCGGACUCCGGGGUUAUAAAGUCCAAGCUGACCUCGGAAGUCGGACGCGCCCGGGUCUGAGAAGGGGGUGAUGGUGCCGGGCACGCUGCUGCUUCUGCUGCUGGCGGCUGUCCUGGCCCCGACCCAGACCAGGGCAGGCUCGCACUCGCUGAGGAAUUUCUACACCAUCGUGUCCCGGCCUGGCGUCGGGGAGCCCCGGUUCAUUGUCGUCGGCUACGUGGACGACACCCAGUUCGUGCGCUUCGACAGCUAUGCGGAGGCUCCCAGAUACGAGCCCCGGGUGCCGUGGCUGGAGAAGGAGUGGCCGGAGUAUUGGGAGAGGAACACACGGAAAGCCAAGGACAGCGAGCAGAUUUUCCGAGUGAGCCUGAGGUCCCUGCUUGGCUACUACAACCAGUCCGAGGGCGGCUCUCACACCAUCCAGCUCAUGUACGGCUGUCACGUGGGGUCGGAUGGGCGCCUCCUCCGUGGGUACCAUCAAUAUGCCUACGAUGGCGAGGAUUACAUAGCCCUGAACGACGACCUGAAGACCUGGACGGCUGUGGACACAGCAGCCCAGAUCUCCAGGCACAAUUUGCAGCAGGCUGGUGCCACAGAGAGAUACAGGGCCUACCUGGAAGGCGAGUGCGUGGAGUGGCUCCACAGACACCUGGAGACCGGGAAGGACCACCUGCUGCGCACAGAUCCCCCAAAGGCACAUGUGACCCAUCAUCCUGGAUCUAAAGAUGAUGUCACCCUGAGGUGCUGGGCCCUGGGUUUCUACCCUGCUGCCAUCACCCUGACCUGGCAGAAGGAGGAGGAGGAACAGACUCAGGACAUGGAGCUGGUGGAGACCAGACCUUCUGGGGAUGGAACCUUCCAGAAGUGGGCAUCUCUGGUAGUGCCUUCUGGGGAGGAACAGAAAUACACAUGCCACGUGCAGCAUGAGGGGCUGCCUGAGCCCCUCACCCUGAGAUGGGAGCCUCCUCAGUCCACUGUCCCCAUCAUGGCAGUCAUUGCUGUUCUGGUCCUCCUUGGAGUUGGGACUAUCAUUGGAGCCUUGGUGAUUGUUGUGAGGAAGAUGAGGAGAAACACGGGUGGAAAAGGAGGGAAGUAUGCUCCCACUCCAGGCAGGGACAGUUCCCAGAGUUCGGAUAUGUCUCUCCCAGACUGUGAAGCUUGAAGACAGCUGCCUGGCAUGGACAGGGUGGCAUUGUGUUCAGAGCUGUCCUGUGACUCCCUGCAACAGUGUCUCAUGAUCCCUGUGAUCCUUCUGGGCUCAAUGUGAAGAACUGGGAGCUCAGCCCAGCCCUGCACACCAGGACCCUGUCCCUGCGCUGCCUGUGUUCCCUUCCACAGUCAACCCUUCUGUUCCAGCAGACAGGAGAGGCCAUCUCCAUCCUCCAUGCUGCCCUGAACUGCAGCCCCUGACUACCCCGCUGAAAAUAAGAAUCUCAAUUUGAACUUGAUUGUUGACAUCAUUGGUCUGACAGGUUGAUUGGCUGUUAAAUAAAUUAAGAGUUUGUGGAGGCA